Ascoidea rubescens DSM 1968 is the source of this 1488-nucleotide messenger RNA. RefSeq names its product mRNA splicing protein SAD1 (gene SAD1). The coding region runs from base 1 to 1488 and encodes 495 amino acids. Gene Ontology annotation, biological process: spliceosomal complex assembly; protein deubiquitination; mRNA processing. The transcript has 2 exons. Gene Ontology annotation, molecular function: zinc ion binding; cysteine-type deubiquitinase activity. NCBI's taxonomy places the organism in Eukaryota, Fungi, Ascomycota, Saccharomycetes, Ascoideales, Ascoideaceae. The record is from RefSeq and is a predicted model, not a curated record.
AUGAGUAACUCAAAGCUUGCAAAUGAUACCUCUAUUGAAAACAUGUAUCUUGAUACAAUUGAUAGAUCAAGUUUAGAUUUUGACUUUGAAAAAAUUUGUUCAGUAUCACUAUCAAAUAUCAAUAUUUAUGCUUGUUUAGUGUGUGGAAAAUAUUAUCAAGGAAGAACGAAAAACUCUCAUGCCUAUUAUCAUUCAAUUGACAAUAAUCAUCAUGUUUUUAUCAAUUUAAACAACCUAAAAUUCUUUAUUUUGCCUGAGAAUUAUGAGAUUAAAAAUACAUCAAAUUUAAACGAUAUCAAGUACUUGAUCAAUCCAACAUUUGAUUCAUCUCAAAUUGAAAAAUUAAAUCAAAAGGUUCCAUUUAAAAAAACAUUAUAUUCUCAUGAUUUAAAUCAUAAGAUUUAUAAAAUUGGGUUCAUCGGAUUAAACAAUAUUAAAUCUAAUGAUUAUGCCAAUGUUAUUUUACAAUCGUUGAGCCACAUUUCAAGUUUAAGAAACUUUUUCUUAAAUUUGAACAACUUUGGUACAAUUGAUAAAAACAUUUUAAAUACAAAAUUCGGAUUAUUAAUUCGAAAAAUCUGGUCAAAAAAUUUAUUCAAGCCUCAUAUUAGUCCCCAUGAACUACUACAAUACAUUAGUUUAUUAUCUUCAAAAAAAUUUACAAUCAAUCAACAAAGAGAUCCAAAGGAUUUUUUAUUAUGGCUAUUGAAUAACUUGCAUGAUGGAUUUGUUAAGAUUAAUCAUUACGAACACGACCAUGAUAAUAGUAAUAUCCAUAGUAUCCAUAGCAGCCAUAGUAAUAAUCGCAGAAGUCACACGAUUGUUUCAAAUUGUUUCCAGGGAAAGAUAAUUAUCAAAUCUCAAUCGAUUAUUGUUGAAAAGGAUUCCAAAAGCGAUAUAUUGAAAUUUGAAAAGAAAAGUCAAUCAAAUUCAUCAAUAAAUAAGUUUUGGAUAUUAACCUUGGAUUUGCCAUCGAUUCCGUUAUUUAAAGAUGGCAAUACAAUUAAGGAGAUUCCUCAAAUUUCAAUUUAUACUCUAUUAAAUAAAUUUAAUGGAAUUCAAACCCAAGAGCUAACAGGAGAGAGUAGAACAUUUCAAAUUAAAAAAUUGCCUCUGGUUUUAAUAUUUCAUAUCAAUAGAUUUAGUAAAGAUAACUCGAUCAAGGGACUAAGUGGAGUUGAAAGAAACCCAAUAGUUAUCAAUUUCCCAUUAUCAAAGCUCGAUAUGAGUGCUUAUUUGGAAAACAGCAAAAAAAGAAACAUCAAGAGAAAACCAGUCUAUUACAAGCUAGUAGCCAAUAUUAUUCUUGAGACAAAAAGCGAAAACGAUAAUAUGAAAGAGAACCUGGACAUGUUUGUCUGGAAAAUCCAACUAUUGGACAAGGCCACUAACAGUUGGUAUGAAAUUACCAAUUUAGACGUCAAAGAGGUGAGUAAAGAGGUAUUACUCUUAGGGGAAAGUUACAUUGAGUUUUGGGAAAGGGAGUGA